GAAGGAGUGAGUGAGUGGUUGCUCCUCUGACUGGGAGGGCUUAGUGGGGCCCCCAGUGUCAGAGACUCUGCAGAGAUCACUGCAGCUUAUGUUUAGCUCUGCUUUUUCCCUAUUUCCUGGGAACCAACUGCCUCUUGGAGAUGAGGAAUUUGUGGCCCCAGUGUUGGACUGAGGCAGAGGACUGGGUUAUGUGAGCAGCUUGGGGCAGGUGCAAAUUCUGAGGGCAUUAUUUGUGGUCUUCUGGGGUCCUUGUGACUCUGAAAUUUCUCCAGCUGCUGUGUUUAGAGAUGCUGCAGGAAGUCACAGCCUUUCAUAGGUGGGAGAACAAAGAAGCAGCUCUAAAAUAUGGAAGGGCGCUGCAGUCACUCCUUGCUCUGCUGUCUCACUUCCCUGCUUCUCCUUGUCCAGCUGUCCACAGAGCAGUUCCAGGUUGUUGGCCCUCGACACCCCAUUGUGGCAGUGCUGGGCGAGGAUGCCAUACUGCCCUGCUCCCUAGUCCCAGCCAUGAAUGCAGAGAACAUGGAACUGGGGUGGUUCCGCACCACAUUCUCACAAACAGUGUUCAUCUACUGGAACCAACGGGAACAGACUGAGGAGCAGAUGGCUGAGUACAGAGGGCGGACCUCACUGGUGAGGGGCUGCCUUACUGAGGGGCAUGCUGCCAUGCACCUCCGCAAGGUCCGGGUUUCUGACAAUGGAAUGUACACCUGCUUCUUCAGACAUGGAGGCUUCUAUGAAGAGGCCGAUUUGGAAGUGAAGGUGGCAGGGAUGGGCUCUGCCCCCCAAGUGCACAUAGAAGGGCCAGAAGAGGAUGGAGUGCGUGUGGUGUGCAAAGCCUCAGGAUGGUUCCCAACGCCCCAGGUGCAGUGGAGAGACCUCAGUGGAAAAAAGUUUCCAGCGCUUUCUGAGGCCCACACCCAAGACACUGAGGAGCUGUUUAGUGUGGAGGCCACUCUGGUGGUGAGAGACAGUUCUGUGGGGAAUGUGACCUGCUCUGUCCUCAACCCUGUCCUGGGCCAGGAGAAGGCCAUGGCUAUUUACAUCCCAGAGCCCUUCUUCCCUCAGGCUUCUCCCUGGAAGCCAGCAUUUGCUGUGAUCCUGACCGUGCUGGGGCUCCUACUCUUGGGGGCUAGCUAUUUAAGCACCAAAGAACAUUCCAGAAGGAUGCAGGUGAGGCAGGAAAAGGAGGAUCUGCGGCGGAUUAAGGAGGAGGAACAGCAGGCAAAGGAAGAGGCACUGAAGACCAUUGAUGAACUCCAGACAGAUCUCAGUAAGUUCUGCUUUCCUGAUGAAUUUUCUAUGAUUUGAUGGUAGUGGACUUUCUAGUUCCUACCUCUUCUCAUUUCU
Molecule: messenger RNA, 1347 nt
Organism: Ictidomys tridecemlineatus (thirteen-lined ground squirrel)
Lineage: Eukaryota; Metazoa; Chordata; Mammalia; Rodentia; Sciuridae
Source: RefSeq, a predicted model, not a curated record